Molecule: messenger RNA, 1363 nt
Organism: Andrographis paniculata
Lineage: Eukaryota; Viridiplantae; Streptophyta; Magnoliopsida; Lamiales; Acanthaceae
Product: DNA polymerase II subunit B4-like
Exons: 3
Coding region: 48-512 (154 amino acids)
Biological process (GO): leading strand elongation; heterochromatin formation; DNA damage response
Cellular component (GO): epsilon DNA polymerase complex; CHRAC
Molecular function (GO): chromatin DNA binding; protein heterodimerization activity
Source: RefSeq, a predicted model, not a curated record
AGCGAGCGUUUUUUGUACAUUUCAUCGGCGGGAAAAAAAAAAUUGCCAUGGCGGAGAAGGGCAAAGAGGUCACCGAGACGGUGGAGAUGAUGCCACCGGAACCCGAGGGUUUGCCCAAGGCUAUCGUGCGCCGGGUGGUCAAGGACAAGCUUUCCGAGAUCUCCACCGACUCCGACAACAUCUCCCUUCUCGGGGAGUCGCUCCAGGCAUUCUCCGAAGGCGCUCGCGUUUUCAUUCACUACCUAUCCGCCUCCGCUAACGAAAUAUGUAAGGAAUCAAAUAGGCAAACAAUUAAUACAGAAGACGUCUUCAAGGCUUUGGAGGAGAUUCAGUUUGGAGAGUUCAUUGGGCCUCUCAGAGCAUCUCUUGAAGAACUCAGAGGAAAGAAGUCUGGAGCAUCAAAGGAAAAGAAAACUAACAAGAAAUCAAAGAGGAAAGAAUCGACAGCGGAAAGUGAUGAUCAAGAGAAACGGCACAAAGCUGCCGACGUUGAGGACGACGAGAAUUCGUGAUGAUCUGCAUUUUAGCAGGUACAUUGUUUUCUUUUAUAUAAAAUAUACAUGCUUCAUAGAUCAUUCAUUAUGUGUAUGAGAGCAUAUUAGUAAGUUGUUCAAUCCUUUCUUUGGCUUUUGCUCAUUGAAAAAAAAAAAAAAAAACAUUCAGUGAUUAAUUUAAAUAAUAGUUUGAUGUGAACAUUUUAUGAAUGAAAAAAAACAGAAAGAAAUUAAUUGGAGAUUUUUGUUGGAUCCGAUAUUUGGUUUUGGACUGAAAAGAAAAAGAGAAAAAAAUCAUUUUUGGCCCUAAUAUAAUCAAAAUUCAUCAAUUUUGGUCUCAAUAUAAAAUUUGUAUUAAUUUUGGUCCAAAUAUAAUUAAAAUUUAUCGUUUUUUAUCCCAAUAUAAUCAAAAUUCAUCAUUUUUGGUCACAAUAUAAAUUUUUUUUAUCAAUUUUAGUCUCAAUAUAAUAAAAACUUAUUAUUUUUUGUCUCAAUAUAAUCAAAUUUUAUUUUUUUUGUUCUAUUGUCAACAAACCGACGGAAAACCGACGGAAAAUAUUGACGUGAAAAAAAAAUCAAACUUUAUAUUUAUAUUCGAAGAAAUUGCACAAUCUUGCAAGUUCAUGUCAGUAUUUUCCGUCGGUUUGUUAAUAGUGAGAUCAAAAAAGAUAAAGUUUGAUUAUAUUGGACAAAAAAUAAUGACUUUUGGUUAUAUUAGGACUAAAAUUGAUAAAAAAAACUUAUAUUGGGACUAAGAAUAAUGAAUUUUAGUUAUACUGAGACAAAAAAUAAUGACUUUUGAUUAUAUUAUGACCAAAAUUGAUAAAAAUUUUAUAUUGGGAUCAAAAUUGAUGAAUUUUGAUUAUAUU